Molecule: messenger RNA, 1475 nt
Organism: Hevea brasiliensis (rubber tree)
Lineage: Eukaryota; Viridiplantae; Streptophyta; Magnoliopsida; Malpighiales; Euphorbiaceae
Exons: 1
Coding region: 514-1257 (247 amino acids)
Source: RefSeq, a predicted model, not a curated record
AUACGGCACGCCCGCUUUCUCCAACGCUCAUCUUAUGGGCUUAGUCUUCCCUUUAGCCUACACAGUAUUUCUUGUCCUCUUUUUGUUUCUUAGUUCAACCCUCUCUCAUACUUCUUUUCCUCUUUCUUCUUUCUUUAUUUGCUAUGACGGUGGCAGACAACACCCUUCUGCUCUCUGCUUCAGUUCAGAGAAGAACAUUCUACCUCUGAUCCUUGAAUUUUCUUAGAAUCAUCUCUCAUAUUUGUUGGACCUGCAGAAAAGCUGAAUUUCUUUCUUUGUUCCUCCUUAUUCUUUUAAAUCUCAGAAUUUUCUGUUAUCUUUUUUGACUUCCUAGUCUAAUCAAACUUUGCCAGACAAAAUCUCAGCCCAUCGUCUUUGAAUAUUUUCUACAUCGAUUCUUGAACUAAUUUAAUGAAUCCAGUCUUUUAAAAGCUCUCUCCAGUCCUGAUUACUUUCACUGCUGAUGCCAUUUUCUUUUGUUUUGCAAUUGAGUGUAGCUAACCAGUAAUUAGUAUGUGCUCAGAAACAAGCCCUCGAAUAUCAUUCUCCAGUGAUCUUGGCCAAGAAGAUGGCAUACAAAUCGAGCACGAGCCUCGAAGGGACACCACACUCCUGGAAUCAAAUUCUGAUUUCGAAUUCAGCAUUUGCAGCAACGUGUUAGACUAUGAAUCUUCUCUGGCAGAUGAGCUUUUCGCAGAUGGUAUGAUCCUUCCAGCCCAAGGACAGAGACAUGAACAUUCAAGAAAAGUUUCUCUUCCUUCUCUUCCAUGUCCUCCUCCAAUUGCUAAUGAGAGUUCAAAGAAAGAAAUAAUGGAAAUCAUGGUUUCGAAUUCAGGGUUAUUGGAAAAGCCUCAGUCCAAAUCAUUCUGGGGAUUCAAGAGAAGCAGCAGUCUGAAUUGUGAUAUAAAGAAGAGGCUUAUUUGCUCUUUACCACUCCUGUCGCGAAGCAAUUCGACAGGAUCAUCCGUGCCGUAUCCGAACCGAGCAAUGUUUAAAGAUGUGAACAAGCAAAAUUCCCAGAAGGAGCAAAGAUUAAAUUCCAAGGCAAAGAAGUUAUCAGCAUCAUCUGGUUCUACUUAUGUGUACACAUUUCCACAGAAGCCUCCAUUGAAGAAAAACUACGGUGGAUCUCAUGGAAAUGGUGUUAAGAUCAGUCCUGUGCUGAACGUGCCACCUCCUUACAUUACUAAAGGAGCUGCAAAUUUCUUUGGUUUGGGAUCCUUUUUGCGCAAUGGGAAAGAAAAGACCAGAAAAUGAUUGUUUAACUACUUGAUGAAAAUUUAGUGAUUUUAAAUUAUAUAUAGAUGAUGUGGGCUAUCAUUGUUAGCUAGUAUGAGUCAUGUCUGGCCUUGCUAAUCUUAGAAGGUAGAGUCGGUAUAGGUUUUGCCCCUUCAGUUUUACAUGUAAAGUCCGAUGGGAUUAUAAAAUUUUAUUAGGAUGAAUAAAACUUAACCCUAUGUUUGGAUUGAGAGAAA